This is a messenger RNA of Aaosphaeria arxii CBS 175.79, 1678 nucleotides long. RefSeq lists its product as uncharacterized. The transcript is spliced from 5 exons. The coding region runs from base 167 to 1180 and encodes 337 amino acids. Gene Ontology annotation, cellular component: nucleus; ribonucleoprotein complex; cytoplasm. Lineage: Eukaryota; Fungi; Ascomycota; Dothideomycetes; Pleosporales. The record is from RefSeq and is a predicted model, not a curated record. Gene Ontology annotation, molecular function: mRNA binding.
CCCGCGCUGCCCAGGCAUCUAUCGGCAUCUGACAGGAUGUCUUCUCCCCAUCCGUUUGGCAUUGACUUCCUUCCGUUCAUCUGAGGCCCUAUGAUUAUGCGACUCACGCUCACUUCCGUGUACCAGGCUAGGUCACUCACGUUCAGGACAAUCCCCCGCCGUCACAAUGACUGAGGUGUCAUCUACCCGACUUUACCUUGGGAAUCUUCCCCGCACUGCCACCAAGGCAGACGUAGAGGCCCAUUUCCAGACACAUGGAACCGGCGAGAUCACCGAGAUCAAGCUCAUGAACGGCUUUGGCUUCAUUGAGUACAAAGACGCCAUGGACGCCCGCGACGUUGUUCCUGCUUUCCAUGGCUCUGACUUCAUGGGCGAACGGCUCAUUGUCCAAUUCGCACGCGGAUCCCGCCGUAACGAGAACUUUACUCCCCACGAGCGGGCGGCCCCACGCCCUCGUCGUACUCCGUUUCGGAUGAGAAUCAGCAAUCUUCCGGUAGAGACCAGCUGGCAGGACUUGAAAGAUUUUGCCCGCCAGUCUGGCCUUGAUGUCGUUUAUUCCGAAGUCGGCCGCGAACGUGACGGCACUGGAUUCGUUGAAUAUGAAACUGCCGCGGAUCUGAAGACAGCCGUCGAGAAACUAGACCGCUGCGAGUUCAAGGGACAAGAGGUGCAGUGCACUCAGGACGUCAGUGACCCACCUCCUCCUCCCCCAUUCAAACCUAGGGCUCCCUACGGCGCUGGGCCCGACGAUAGAGGACGUGAUAGGUACCGAUCCCGCUCUCCAGGUGGACGCCGUGGCUACCCACCAGCGCCUUAUGCCGAUUACUAUGACCGCCGUGGCCCUCCACGUGAUUAUAGCCCUCGCCGUGACGAUUACCGACGUCGGUCCCCACCCCGUGAAUACUAUGACAACCGUGAGAGAUACGGCCGCUCUCCUCCACGCCGGCCUGUCGAUGAAUAUGGCGCUCCUCGAGCUCGCUACCCUGAAGAUCCCUAUGACGCUCGUGGUCCACCCCCGCGCCGUUAUGAUGACCCAUACGCCAAUGGACAUGGCGGUGGUAGGCCUUAUGAGGGGCGACCACCCUCUCCCGGAAGGCGCCCACGAAGCCCCGGGGGCCGACCAGGGUUUGAGGAGGGAGGAUACCCGCCUCGUGCCCGUUAUUGGUACUGUCCCCUCUAGCUUUCAUAUGACCAGAAGCUAAUUGCAGCAGAUUGUCCCAGCAACCUAACGCUCAUUACAAUUAAUCAGCGGAAUGAACCUUCGGUAUCAAUUGACCUUCAUAGUCUAGCGUAUUAGGGUUCUUUGGGACGAAUACCCUUCUUUAUCAAAUUUGCCUGCUGCUCGAACGUUGUACUGACGCUCUACAUCUUGCAACUUUGGGUUUUUCUACUUGAUCUCUGGGGGGUAAUGAUUUUAGUUGUAAUCAUGAGUCAUGGGCCUGUCAACUUUUCGUUGCGGUCCAACGUACCCCUAGGCGAAGUUUUUCCUUCUCAGUAACAGGGUAACGCGUCUAUUUGGGACACACAAAAUGGGUGGGCUUGUUAACACUUUCUUUCCUAUCCUAUGUAGUAGUCUUUUGUACAACAUAGUCGCCUGCCAUAGCAAUUAGUACUGAAUUCUUGCAAAGAGAAAUUCUGUGUCUGAGACUUCAUAUGAAUCUGUUAUCUUUUGGUCACG